AUGGGCACUUUAUCUAUAUGUAGUCAAAUUAUUGUUCAAAAUUGGUCGAUUAUUCUUGAUAUUAUUUUGCCAAUAAAUGAAUCCCGACCGCGUAAUAUACAGUUUGAAACAGAAUAUUUUGUCGAUGAAGAAAAAUAUUUCUUUUUAAUUCUACUGCAUAUGAACGCUACAUUAUGCACAGGAAUGAUAGGAAUGCUAGCGAUAGGAACCAUGCUUAUUGCAUAUCUUCAACAUACUUGUGGAAUGUUUAGAAUUGCCAGUUAUCGGCUUGAACGGGCAACAAAAAUUAAUGUGUUAAAAGAUAAUAGUUUCAUGGAAAAAAAUAUGAUACAUGACAUAAUUUGCGCUGUGGACAUUCAUCGGCAAGCUAUGAAAUUGUCGAAACUUUUGGUAUCUAGAUUUGAAACAAUGUUGUUCUGUUUAAUAGCGGUCGGGGUGGUUUCUUUGAGUCUCAAUCUUUUUCGAAUUUUUCAUAUUUUAUCGUCUAAAUUAUAUAUCAUGGAGAUUUUCACUCACCUUGAAUAUGCAUCUGCUAUUGUAAUAUACAUGUUCUCAUCUAAUUAUGUUGGGCAAGAUGUUAUAGAUCAUAAUAAUCACGUAUAUACUACUGCGUAA
Messenger RNA from Linepithema humile (Argentine ant), 615 nucleotides. The record is from RefSeq and is a predicted model, not a curated record. Lineage: Eukaryota; Metazoa; Arthropoda; Insecta; Hymenoptera; Formicidae.